Messenger RNA from Calypte anna (Anna's hummingbird), 8220 nucleotides. It is a transcript of the gene OTOGL, whose product is annotated as otogelin like. The record is from RefSeq and is a predicted model, not a curated record. Gene Ontology annotation, molecular function: alpha-L-arabinofuranosidase activity; protein binding. Gene Ontology annotation, biological process: L-arabinose metabolic process. Bases 1 to 8220 code for a protein of 2739 amino acids. Gene Ontology annotation, cellular component: extracellular matrix. The transcript has 59 exons. NCBI's taxonomy places the organism in Eukaryota, Metazoa, Chordata, Aves, Apodiformes, Trochilidae.
AUGAUACUGUGGAGUAUAUUCUUGCUUCAUUCGCUGCUGUCCUCUCUGAAAGGAUCUUAUUGCAAGAUUUCUCUUUUGAGAAGAACUUCAAGAAAUGAGUUUAAUGCAAGCCGACAGAAAAGAGAUCUUGUAACAGCCAAGAUUCAAACUGCCUCUUCUCAGUCACACCUUCAUGGGACCUUGACACGGAGGCUGCCAGGAGGUCUGUGUCCUCAGGAGUGCCUGAAUGGGGCAUCCUGCACAGAGGCAGGUGGCUGUGACUGCCAGUUAUUUCAGGCCCAAGGAAGCAGGUGCCAAAUUGUACCUAACACUGGUAAGGACCGAGAUGGGAUUUGCAAAUCAUGGGGGCAGUACCAUUUUGAAACAUUUGAUGGCAUCUACUACUACUUCCCAGGAAACUGCUCUUAUAUUUUUGCAAAAGACUGCAGUACUCCAGAACCCCAGUACACUGUUUGGGUUCAUAACAGUCCUCACUGUUAUGGUUCAGUGUAUACUUGUCAGAGGUCUGUGAGCUUAUUUUUUGCAAGCCAAGAGGAAAUAAUUAUUUCAGGACAUGAAGUAAGAAAAAAUGGAAUCAGGUUAUUGUUGCCUCAGACAGUUGGAAAUGCUUUCCUUGAGAGACUGGCUGACUAUAUUCUGGUGAAGACUACCUUUGGUUUUUCUCUUGCUUGGGAUGGAAACUCUGGUAUUUAUAUUAAGCUGACAGAAGAUCAUAAAGGGAAACCUUGUGGCCUGUGUGGAAAUUUUAAUGGCAAUAAAUAUGAUGACCUAAUACUGCAAAAUAAUGAAUAUACAGAAGAUAUUGCAGAAUUUGCAAAUAGCUGGGCUGUGCAAACCUCAGAUGAUGAACCUUGUGUACCUACUGCCUCAAAUUUUUCCAGUCCCUGCUCAGCUGAACCAGAAUCUGCUGAGGACAUAUUCUUCAAGUGCCAAAUACUCCUACAGUUUCCUUUCCUCAGCUGUCAUGAAAGCAUAGAUCCAUAUUCUUAUAUUUCUAGCUGUAUGAAUGAUCUUUGCAGAGUGGAUGAUGAUGAAACAUACUGCAGGGCAGUGACAGAAUAUGCCAGAGCAUGCUCUCACGCUGGGUCCCCUGUGCGGGACUGGAGGGAUGACUUUCCUGCCUGUACUGAGAAGUGUGACGACAGCUUUGUACACCGGGACUGCAUCAGCUGCUGCCCACCAACCUGCACAUUUGAAAAGGAUUGUCUUGGCAGCAACCUGCACUGCUUAGAUGGCUGUUACUGUCCAGAUGGUCUAAUUAUGGAAAAUGGAACUUGUAUCUCUCUGUCAAAUUGUCCUUGUGGUUAUCAUGGAACUGCAUUCCCUGUAGGCUCAAAAAUUGAACAAGAAUGUAGCAACUGUAUUUGUACUGGUGGCAUUUGGAACUGCACUGACCACGAUUGCCCAGCUGAGUGCUCCAUCACAAGUAGCUCUCAUUUCACAACAUUUGAUGGACGUCAUUUUACUUUUCUUGGGAUUUGCCAGUACAUUUUGGUAAAAGGCACUGGGAAAAACAAAUUCACAAUCACUUUACAGAAAGCACCUUGUGGGCACAAUUUUGACCACGCCUGCAUUGAGUCUAUAACACUAGUUCUUGAAGAUGAUAUAAGCAAACAAGUAACUCUCACAAGAUAUGGACAGCUCCAAACUGGCUCUAACCAAAUUUUUAACCUUAAUGGGGCUAUUGAAAUUCAGAAUAUAUCUUCUCUCUUUGUUCAACUGAAAACUAGUUUUGGUUUGAAGAUACUGUUUGCUAAAGAUGGAGAGAGGAUUUACGUGCAAGUUGAUGUUGGCUGGAAGAGAAGAACAUUAGGACUAUGUGGAACAUACAAUGGGAAUUUAAGAGAUGAUUUCCUUUCUCCAGCAGGGAUGAUAGAAGGGACUCCCCAACUUCAUGCUAAUGCAUGGAAGGUUUCCUCAGCUUGUUCUGUGCCUAUCAAUAUUCCUGUGGUUGAUCCCUGCAACGUUAAUCAGCAAAAUGUUGGGUAUGCAUCUCACUGUGAUAUCAUCAAUCAAGAUGUUUUUGCUCCCUGCCAUGCCUACAUCAGCCCGGGAUUGUACCACCAGCUGUGCCGCUUCGAUGCCUGCAAAUGUGGAAGCGGCUGCUUGUGCAACGCCCUGGCACACUACGCUUACGUCUGUGGCAAGCAUGGGGUCCUUGUUGACUUCAGAUCCCGUGUUCCUUACUGUGCUGUGAUGUGUCACAGUGGUAUGCUUUAUCAUCAGUGCUCUUCUUUUUGUAAACACUCCUGUGCUUCACUUUCUAUGGCAAAUAUCUGUGGUGAUGACUGUGUAGAAGGAUGUAAUUGCCCUGAUGGGAAAUAUUUUGAAGAGUCGGUCAACUUUUGUGUAUCAAUAUCUGCCUGUCAUUGUCAUUACAAGGGCAAAGCCCUCCAUCCUGGAGAAAUCCUCCCUACACCAACAGGGACCUGUCAGUGUUUGAAUGGAACAGUGAAAUGUAUUGAAACCACUACAGAAAAUACAGUUCACAUAUGCCCUGAAGGAAAAAUCUACUAUGACUGCAGAUCUCCUGUGCCUGGAUUACCAGCAGCGGGUGCAAACUGUGGGAUCUCUUGUGCCAACCUUGCCAUGAACUUCUCCUGUGUCCCUUCACCACCCUGUGCAAGUGGCUGCAUUUGCCCUCCUGGGCUGGCUGAGCAUAGAGGGAAAUGUUACAUUCCUGACAGUUGUCCGUGCACCUGGAAAGACAGAGAAUUUCUGUCAGGAGAAGUGAUAGCUACACCAUGUUACACCUGUGUUUGUCGAAGAGGGAUAUUCAAUUGUACCAGUUACCCCUGUCCUGCUGUCUGCACUAUUUAUGGGGAUCGGCAUUAUUACACCUUUGAUGGACUGGAGUAUGAUUAUGUCAGUGACUGCCAAGCUUACCUGCUCAAGAGCACAGAUUACUCAAAUAUAUCUAUAAUUGCUCAGAACAAGAAGUGCUUUGACAAUGAUAUUGUUUGCUCGAAGAAUGUUUUCAUCACUGUUGGAGACACUGAGAUUAAUUUUAGUGAACUUUCUGAGAAGCAGAAGCAGACUUUAAGGGCACAGGAAAACAAAUCUAACUAUCAGCUUUGGAAGGCUGGAUAUUAUACUGUGAUACACUUUCCAGAACAAGACAUUACAGUUCUGUGGGAUAAGAAGACAAUGAUGCAUGUUAAAGUUGGACCUCGAUGGAAGGGUAAAUUGGCAGGUUUGUGUGGAAAUUUUGACAAAUAUACUUCAAAUGAUCUGACUACAUCAAACAACAUGGAAGUGAGGAAUGCCCAGGUGUUUGGAGACAGCUGGGUAUUAGGACAGUGCAAGAGCCCAAAUGAAACACUAAGACCAUGUGAGGUACAUCAGAGCAAGUUCCCCUAUGCCAAAAAGGAAUGCUCCAUUUUAUACAGUGACAUUUUCGCACCUUGUCGCAAUGUGAUCGAUGUGACCUCUUUUGUCAAGAACUGUCACACGGAUACAUGCAACUGCAAUCUGGGUGGGGACUGUGAGUGCUUGUGUACCAGUAUUGCAGCUUAUGCCCACAAAUGCUGCCAGCAAGGAGCAGUGAUUCACUGGCGAUCCCCUUCCCUCUGUGCUUAUGACUGUGAAUAUUACAAUCGAGGUCUUGGUGAAGGACCCUAUAUUUUGGCAAGUUCUGGAGAGAAUGGCACAAUUAUAGGAGCUAAUGUAUCCAGUAGAAAGAUAUUCCCCCUGCCAAGAACUGGAGCAUGUGGAAAUGUAUUUUUCAGUUUCAUGAUAACUCCAGGUCUUUUCAAAGACAAAGACUUAUUGCUCUCUCUCGUUUCCCUUGAAUCUGCUGAAAGACCAAACUACUUUCUGUAUGUACAUGACAAUGACACUCUUGGGCUGGAACAGUGGCAGGCAAGUGCUUCCUUCCAGAGACGAGCCACCUUCUUCCACCACCAGGACCUUUGGAGCCCAGGGCUCAGUGCAUUCGAACUCCAUAGCAAAAAAGGCUUUUUCAUCAUUCUCACCCCAUCAGCUGUUAAACUGGCAAAGUAUGAUGAUUCAGAAGAAUUCAAACAUUUGAGUAGCUUUAGUAUUGAAGAACUCAGAGCGUCUGUGCCUUAUAGAAAGAUGUGUGAAUGGCGAUAUGAAUCCUGUGCUAAUCCUUGUGUAAAAACAUGUAGUGAUCCUGAAGGAGCAGCCUGUAAAUUCCUUCCUCCGGUUGAAGGAUGUUUGCCAUACUGUCCUAAAAACAUGAUCCUUGAUGAGGUCACACUUAAAUGUGUUUUUCCAGAAGACUGCAUACCUGUGACACCUACAGAAUCAGAUACCAUGGAAAGAUUUCUUCAGACAUCUCCUCCAUUUGUUACUUCAGGGACUGAAUCAACUCAUACCGGUGUGACAGCCAAAAUAACCAUGAAAAACACAACCUUAAGGGGAAUUAAUGUAUUGUCACAGUUCAUUACAGACUUUUCUUCAUUGGAAGCAUCUAAUGCAGCCCCCUAUUCAACAUUUUCCAUACCAAGUAGAGUGGAGCCUUCUGACGUACUUCACAGCACAGCCAGCCCUACAGUCCUUUCCAAAUUCAUCUCUUCAACAGGUUUUCCAACUGCUCUUCAGGCUUCAGCAGUCACAUUACAUACUGCCAGUUCUCCUACAUUACCCAUUACAAUAGCAACUCCAACAACCCUGCUCAUUGCAAGUCCUAUUCCAACAACAUUCUGCAUUAUUAACCCCCACUUCCCUAAUGGAAAGCAGAGUUCUUCUGUAAGUUCCUCAGAAGAAGAUGGAACAGUAUCAGCUCUAUCAGCUGGAAUCAUCACUCAGUCCUCUACACCAAUGAUCAUGAACACAACAGUGAGAGCACCUUAUAUUUCUGCAAAAAUACCACCUAGCUCUUCAGCCAAUUUUUUAGUUGCUUCUGGCACUCCCGUAGCCUCUAGCAUUCCUACAAAAACCACUGAUUCUUUUGUUGCCAAUUUGGAGUUUUAUAUGGCUUCAACUUCAGUUCCCACCACCAUAGAAACACCCAUGCAUGUUUCACAAAAAUCUUUAUUUACAUCUGCCGUGACACAAGCUUCACAGAGGACUAAAGAAACUCCAGAAGCUAUCAUCAUAAAAACUAGUACCAAGCCAUUAUUAUCACAGAUGAAGAGUACCUCAUCUACAGCUUCAAAAGUUAAAUACACAACCUCAUUUGAAGCAGAUGUGAAUAUUUUAGAAAGUGGUCAGUCUUCACAUGAGCAAAAUGUUACCAAGAUAAAGUCAACCACAACCAAGAAAUCUUCCCUGCCUUAUUUCACAGUAUCUACAGUUCAGAGUUUAUAUUUUUCAAGAAACGUAACCUCAGUAAAAAAUCUCUCUCUUGCAGGAGUCCUGGAUGUAACAACAUCAGAUUGGUCCAAAAUCCCAGUACAGAAACCCACUAAACCUUAUUUCAGUUUAACAGAGCCCACAGAACUUCAGACCAGAACUCAUUUAUCUCAUUCUAGCGGUGGAACAGCUCUGCCUUUCUCUUCAAAGCCUGUGGAAACACAAACUCCACAGAGAAGGACAGAAACAACAGCUAUAGCUGAUAAGGCUUCUUUUGGUACAGUGGCACAUACAGUGAUGUCUACACCUUCUGAAUGUGUGCCAAGAUACCUUGAACCUGUGGACAAAUGUAGCCAGUAUAUUUGUGUUAAUAUGAGAUGGAUGUUAUACAAUCUUUCAAAGAACUGCCCUAAAGACCUGCAGAAGCCGUACUGUGGUUUUCGAGGAAUGCCAGUGCAAGUUAACACUGAUAGUUGUUGCCCAGAAUGGGAAUGUCCCUGUCAGUGUUCUGUACUGUCUGAACUGAGCGUUAUAACUUUUGAUGGAAACAACAUAGCCCUCUGUAAUAUGGCUUCCUACAUUUUAGUCAAGUUACCAGGAGAAACUAUUGUUGCUCACAUUGAAAAAUGUCCUGCUAAUCAGAGUGCAAAUUCAAUAAGAAAACUAGUUCCCCCUGCAAGCACUUCAGGGCUCUGUUUUAAGAAAUUAAAUGUGACAGCACACACAUAUAAAUUACUUAUCAACCGUUUAGCAAGAAAAGUAGUAGUGGAUUCUGUGAUUCCAUCAUUACCCUUUUCAAAAGAAGGACUGAGUAUUCAGGAUACUGGUGCAAUGUAUGUCAUCAAUACCCCAACUGGUAUUAGCAUCAGGUGGGCCCAUGUCACAGGCAUCAUAGAUAUACAGUAUGCAUUACACUCCAACGCAUCGGUGAAGACAGAAGGGCUUUGUGGGGUGUGCAAUGGAGAUCCUACUGAUGACCUGAAAAUGCAAAACAGGACCGUAAUUACAAACAUGGAGGAAAUUGAAUUGUUCAUUAAGAGUUGGGAAAUUGAGAAAUCACUUGAUGUAACAACCAGGAGGCCAGUAAGAAACUGUACUGAAGAUAACUGCACAUAUUGUAUGGAACUGCUAAACAGAAGCAUUUUCAUCCCUUGUCACAAGAAAGUGUCACCACAGGAGUUUUGUGAGAAGAUGUGGAUCAACAGCACUUAUUUUUGGAAUUAUGAGUGUGAUGCACUUUCUGUAUAUGUGGCUUUAUGUAACAAACACAACAUCUGCAUUAAAUGGAGGACACCUGAUUACUGUUCAUUGACUUGUCCUGAGGGCAAGGAAUACCAGCCUUGUGUGAAACCUUGUGAAGCCAAGACAUGCUUGAAUAAAUGGUUCUAUGAAGAUUCUCCCUGUUCCUACUUAAGAGAAGACUGUCUGUGUAAAAAUGGCACUAUUCUGCAUAGAACAGACUCUGACCUCUGUAUACCAGAAGAAAAAUGUACAUGUACAGAUAACAAAGGACAACCCCGUUCCCCUGGGGAGAUCUGGAAUGAGUCCAGGAGAGGCUGCUGCAUGUACAGCUGUUCAGAAAAUGGAAGCAUUGUUGCUAUAGAACCUGAGUGCACUGAGGAUCCUCCAACAGUCUGUGAAAGAGAAGAGGAAGUUAUUGUCCAUGUCAUGGAAGAGGAAGCUUGCUGCCCAAGGAAAGUUUGUGAAUGUAACAUGUCAUUAUGUGACACCAUUAUUCCAACAUGCAAACCCAGUGAAAAAUUAGUGGUAGGCUACCACCCUCUUUCCUGCUGCCCACAGUACCGAUGUGAAUGUGAUCCUUCACUUUGUUUCAAUGCUUCCCAACUGGACUGCAGAGAAGAUCAAUUUAUUGUAGAAGCAAAACAGGAAGAUCCCUGUUGUUUCUCUUAUCUCUGUGUUUGUGAAUCCUGUAUUGAGCCUGUUCCUUUAUGUAAUGAUGGGGAAAUUCUCACUGUAGACCUCAGUACUGUACAUUACUGUUGUCCUCGUUACUACUGCGUUUGUGAUGAAAAUCUUUGUUCUGAACCCCCUCUGAAUUGCACAGAUGACAUGAUCCUUGUGAAGGAAAAAAUACCUGGGCAGUGUUGUCCAGAAUGGCACUGUGAAUGUAGCUGUGAAAAUGCCACCAUGUUGACCUGUAAAUUGGGAGAAGUUAAAAAAAUAGAUAAUAGUGUUUCCAGCACUUGUGGAUGCGUUCACUACUUUUGUGAGAAGGAUGAUGUGUGCAUCUUCCAAGAUGUCACAGUACUGAAUCCUGGGCAGUCAGUGAUUCAGUACUUGGAUGGAGACCUUUGUUACACUGUCCAGUGUUUACAAGAAAAAGAUAAUAACACCGGAUACCAUGCCAUGCAUUUUACAAUGGUGAACUGUUCUCAGCAAUGUGAAGCUCAUCAAAUAUAUAUCCCUUCCUCCAGUCACCAUACUUGCUGUGGUAGCUGUCAAAAUGUGUCCUGCUCUUUUCAUACUGAGAAUGGAACACUAACUGUGUAUGAGGAAGGAAGCACCUGGAGCUCCAACUGCACCAACUACAAGUGUGUAAAGACUGCUCUGGGGGCUAUCAUCCUGGAAUCAAGUGUUGUCUGCCCCCCUUUUAAUGACACUGAUUGUACAAAGAAUGGAGGAAUUGUGCAGAUGUUUAAUGAUGGCUGCUGCAAGACCUGCAAAAAAGAAGAAAGGAUUUGCCAGAAAAUGACAAUAAGGACAACCAUAAGAAAAAAUGACUGUAUAAGUCACAGUCCGAUAAAUGUGGCUUCUUGUGAUGGAAAAUGCCCAUCUGCAACAAUUUUCAAUGUCAAUAUCGACAGCCACUUGAGAUUCUGCAAAUGUUGUCGAGAAACUGGGACACGUAAUCUGACUGUGCCACUACGCUGCUCAGGAAAUGGCACUGAAAUCCUGUAUGUCAUUCAAGAGCCUAUAGACUGCUCAUGCCAAUGGAACUGA